Ricinus communis (castor bean) is the source of this 2058-nucleotide messenger RNA. RefSeq names its product 2-(3-amino-3-carboxypropyl)histidine synthase subunit 2. Gene Ontology annotation, biological process: protein histidyl modification to diphthamide. Gene Ontology annotation, molecular function: 2-(3-amino-3-carboxypropyl)histidine synthase activity. NCBI's taxonomy places the organism in Eukaryota, Viridiplantae, Streptophyta, Magnoliopsida, Malpighiales, Euphorbiaceae. The transcript has 10 exons. The coding region runs from base 74 to 1573 and encodes 499 amino acids. The record is from RefSeq and is a predicted model, not a curated record.
AAUGGGUUUUUAGAAAAGAAAAUAUUUUCGAACUUUAUUCUCUUGUUUGUGACACAGGAGGGAGAGUGUGUUCAUGGAUUUCGAGGAGAAUUACGAAAUUGACCUUACCACCGAUUUCAUCCAUAGUCGGAACUUCACCAGAGUCGCUUUACAGUUUCCGGAUGAGUUGUUGAAGGAUUCAGUGAGAGUAGUGAGUGCUCUCAGGAACAAAGUUGAGUUACUUGAAGAAAAUGGAGGAGAUAGAAAGGAGAUUAGACUGUUUGUGAUGGCAGAUACAGCGUAUGGUAGUUGUUGUGUUGACGAAGUUGGAGCUUCUCAUGCUAAUGCUGAUUGUGUUAUUCAUUAUGGUCACACCUGUCUCAGCCCGACAUCAAAUCUUCCAGCGUUCUUCGUUUUUGGAAAGGCUUCCAUUAAUGUAUCCAGUUGUGCUCAAAGUUUAUCAGAUUAUGCCUUUAGCAGCACCAAGCCUAUUAUGGUCCUAUAUGGGUUGGAAUAUGCACAUGCAAUUCCACAUAUUAGACAAGAAUUGAUUGCAGCUGCAUCAAUGCAAUCCAGGCCAAGGCAUUCAGAACUCCAUUUUGCUGAUGUUAUGUGCUCAGCAAUAAAUCCCUCCAACAACCAGAAAAAAUCUGAUGAGCCUGCCAGACUGAUUGGUGACUGUGUUGCUACCAAUGAUGUUGGUGAGGCAGCUGGAUGUAGACAUAAGAUUGGAGGGCUGAUCUGGGACUUAUCUCGUGGGCAGAGGAUGGAAGACUAUUUGCUUGUGUGGAUUGGUUCUGGCAAUUCGGCAUUUGCAAAUGUUGUACUGACUUUUAAUGGCUGUGAAAUAGUCAGGUAUGAUGCCAAAGAAAGUCGCUUGGUGACAGAUUUAUCUCAACAGAGAAGGAUUCUCAAGCGUAGAUAUUACCUGGUGGAGAAGGCAAAAGAUGCUAACAUUGUUGGGAUUUUGGUGGGAACUCUUGGUGUAGCUGGUUACCUUGACAUGAUUCAUCAGAUGAAAGACCUAAUUACUAGUGCCGGAAAAAAGGCUUACACUCUUGUUAUGGGAAGACCAAAUCCUGCUAAACUUGCCAACUUCCCUGAGUGUGAUAUUUUUAUCUAUGUUUCCUGUGCCCAAACUGCUCUCUUGGAUAGUAAGGAGUUCUUAGCUCCAGUUAUCACUCCAUUCGAAGCCAUGAUAGCUUUCAACAGAGGAAGCCAAUGGACAGGAGCUUAUGUGAUGGAGUUCAGGGAUUUGAUUGAUUCAUCUCCCGUGGAAGCAAUGAUCAAACCUGCAGAAGCAAGGUUUUCAUUCAUACAAGGCAGAUAUGUAGAAGAUUUUGAUUUGCAAGAGAACAUUGAAGAAGAUAAUGAAGGCCUUGCUUUAGCAAAUGCAACAGAGAAGGCCCUGCAACUGCAUGACCGGAAUUCUACCUCACUUAUCAAGGGAACAAUAAAAUCCGGAGCCGAGUACUUUGCUAAUCGGUCUUAUCAAGGUCUUGAAAUGCAUGGUGACAAUUCCAAGCCUGGGGCAUUUUUGAUUGGUAGGACUGGAAAAGCAUCAGGUUACGAAAAUGAGAAAACCAAGCAGUGAUCAACUAUGAAAAGUAUAGGGAAAUCAGGAGAAAAGUUGGACCUGAUACAGCUACUUGAAUGUCGAAGUGGCAAAGCUCAGCAAGGAAGAGAUGACAGGUUCGCAGACAAGAUUCAAAGGUUUGCUCCUGUGUGACAGAUGCCUGAGUUUAUACUUGUACUGGAGCAUGUUGCUGAGAUAAAUUUAAAGGGGCAGAAUCAGUUAGUUUACACCUUUUUGUAAAAUUUUAGAAAUAGUAAUUGAUUAGGAUUACCUUCAAUUCAUAUUCUAGAGAGAGAAGGAGAGAAGUAUGUUUUGGUGUAGUUUUGGGUUGAAAAGGUUCAUUGGUUUGUUACCCAUCUGUGAUCUGUUUUUGUAACUCAUGAACUCUUUGUUAAGUGUGUGCAUUCUUGUUCAGGAAGUUGGUCUGCUAUAUGCAUCUAACCAGAAAUCUAGACAUACUUUGUACAAUUUAAACUCAUAUUAUAUAACACAUGUUAUUGUCA